This is a messenger RNA of Papaver somniferum (opium poppy), 2235 nucleotides long. RefSeq names its product peptide-N4-(N-acetyl-beta-glucosaminyl)asparagine amidase A-like. Bases 143 to 1945 code for a protein of 600 amino acids. The transcript has a single exon. Gene Ontology annotation, cellular component: vacuole. NCBI's taxonomy places the organism in Eukaryota, Viridiplantae, Streptophyta, Magnoliopsida, Ranunculales, Papaveraceae. The record is from RefSeq and is a predicted model, not a curated record.
GAGAAAGACAAAACCCAAAUCACUAAUUUUAACACCUAACAGAUAAUCUUAAUUUACUAAUCCCCAUUACUGAUUCUCUAAAAUUGGAAUCCAACAAUGAUUAUUAAAGGGAAAUGAAAAAACCCUUUUUCUAACAUUUUCCAUGGAUUCUUCUUUUUCUUCUUCAGCUGCUCUUUUCAUCCUCUAUCUGCUCACACAUUUUAUCUCUUCUUCCAUUGCAGAUCUCCACAAAACCAAUAACUUAUUCAGUUCAUCACAAUUGGAAAAUGAUAAGAAUCCCCAAAUCACAACUUAUUUCCAAGUAACAAAACCCAUUAAACCACCCCCAAAUGCAAAAAUUCCAUGUGCUUCUCUUCUUGUUCUACAGCAUGAUUUUGGAUACACAUAUGGGAAAUCACCAGUGCUUGCCAAUUACAAACCCCCAUCAAAUUGCCCAUCAUCACAAAAGGGUUUCUCAAAAAUCGUUCUAGAAUGGAAAUCGACAGCUAGAGGAAGACAAUUUGAUAGAAUCUUUGGAAUUUGGUUAAGUGGUGUUGAGAUUUUCAGAAGUUGUACUGCUGAACCAAGAGCAUCUGGGAUUAUAUGGACUGUCCAGAAAGAUAUCACAAGGUAUACUUCACUUCUUGUAAAGCGACAGACUCUAGCUGUUUAUCUUGGUAAUCUUGUUGAUUCUACUUAUACUGGGAUUUACCAUGUCAAUUUGACAUUUCAUUUUUAUCCACUUGAUCAUAAAUUAUCAAAUGUUGAAAACCCAGCUGAUUUGAUCAUACCCAUUUCAAGAAACCUUCCUUUGAAUGAUGGGUUAUGGUUUUUGGUUCAGAAUUCCACUGAUAUUCAGUCUAAAAGGUUUGCAGUACCUCGGAAUUCUUAUAGGGCAGUGCUUGAAGUGUAUGUGUCAUUUCAUUCUGAUGAUGAGUUUUGGUAUGGGAAUCCUCCGAAUGAGUAUAUAAAGGCGUAUAAUCUUACGAAUACGCCUGGGAAUGGACCUUUCAGAGAGGUUGUUGUUAGAUUAAAUGGUGAGGAUGCUGGUGCAGUUUGGCCGUUUACAGUGGUUUUCACUGGUGGGAUUAAUCCUCUGCUAUGGAGACCCAUUACUGCCAUUGGGUCAUUUGAUCUCCCUUCUUAUGAUAUCGAAAUUACGCCUUUUUUAGGGAAGAUUUUGGAUGGGAAACAACAUGAGUUUGGGUUUGGUGUUACGAAUGCUUUGAAUGAAUGGUACAUUGAUGCAAAUUUGCAUAUUUGGUUGGAUCGUAAGAGUGGCGCAACUACAGGAGAGUUGAUUAGAAAUGAAAAUCCACCUUCUAAAAUCACUUUGGUUUCGAAGAAAAAGGGUUCUUAUGUUACCAGCGCAGUCAGGUCGAUUUCAUCGUCAGGUUGGGUUAAAUCUUCUCAUGGGAAUAUCACUACUAACUCAUUUCAGGAAUUCAGUUUCACUAACGCAAUGACAUUGGGCGGAAGUUCACAAAUUGUGAAUCAGACAACAGAUGCAAGUAGCCGUGUUUAUGCCAUAACUCCAUCUUCAUCUUCUUAUAUAUACACAAAUGAAAGAUAUCAAAAUUUUCCGAUAUAUUUCCGUACUGAAGAGGUCCCUCUAGGCCAUGGGAACUACACUUCGCUUUCGUACGUCUCCUUGGGAUUUAACGAGAAACGUUUAGGGGGUUCAAGUUCGUCUCCUUGGGUGUCCAGCGUUCUAAACAACUCACAACAAGCACAGGGUGCGAUGAAUGUUAGUGGGCACUUGGUGACAAGUGGAUUGGGAAGUACUCAACAAGUAUACCACCUUGAUGGUCCUGAUGAAUGUUACUUUUGGAACGUGAGUAGUUCAAACUACACUAUUCUUUACAAUGUAACAGGUGACCCAUGCCAGCAGAAAGGACAGUACGACUCAGGCUUUAGAAAUGAAAAAAUUAUUCGUUUCACUCUUGGAGAGCAUCUACCUGGAUGAUUACACUGUGGGAAGUCGCUCUGAAGAGAGGGGGGGGAUCGGUGUUUCUACGCUACGGUUUUGUGCACUAUGCAUGUAAGUCUUUGAUGAUCAUGUUUCAAAUACCUAACUUCAGUGACACAUUAAUAACUGGUCCUUGUUAUCUUGCUCUCGAAUGUUCUGCAUUUUGCUGUUCAGCUGGCCUGUAAUGAAUGUUCCUAGAUGUAUAUCUCAAUACUAUGUUCAGGUCUAACAGUUUCAACCUUAAUAGUUAUCUAUGUGUGUAAAGUGUUCAUUAGCGUUUUUCUCUU